CAGAAAAAUCCUCAUUGCUGUCUAAUUUCCAUCUCCCCUAUUGCAAUUCUAACCACACACUUCCCUCUAUGGAGCCCAGCCUCACACAAGAUCUCUUUAAAGCCUUGAAGCUUACAGCAUUGAAGGAGACCCCAUUUCAACCUUCUGACUGACCAUUCACUGCCCCUCAUCUCAUUCUGUUCCCCUUGGGGAUGUUAGUUCCUGUUCUAAGCCCACCCCCACCCAGACCCCUUUUCCGGUGGUGUGUGCCAGCCGGUCCUGCGUCCCACAUCCCCAGCUGUUGACAUUUUAUUGCCAUUACCCAAAGGAUAAAGAAAGGGCCCCUGUUGUUUCAACAAUGGGGGAAAGACGGGGACAAUGGGAAAUUGUGCUGCUGAUGGGGUGGGGACAGAGAAGGAAAGGACAGACAGAUAGACAGAUGGGGGGCUGGACAGAAGGGGUCAGGUUUCUGGAAGCAGCUGGUUCCCACCUUGAGAGCCUCUUCCCAUAGGCGAUGCGCACCCAGGCACCGGAGGGCAGAGGACAAAAAGCUGCCAGUCACUGCUCCCUCCAUCGCUGUGAAGAGACCAGCUUUUAACAGACCCAGCUAGGCUGACUCCCCAUCAUGCAAGGUUGGCUCAAUCUCCCCACACUCUGUCACUUCCUUCUCCUGUGGGCCUUCACCACCUUCCACAGAGCCCUCGGGGACCCAGCAUCCUACCGGGGCCCCCACUACCUUCUGCCCCCCAUCCACGAGGUCAUUCACUCUCGUCGUGGCGCCACGACCACGCUGCCCUGCAUCCUGGGCACCCUGCCUCCCAGCUACAAGGUGCGCUGGAGCAAAGUGGAGCCAGGGGAGCUCCGGGAAACCUCGAUCCUCAUCACCAACGGACUGCAUGCCCGGAGCUACGGGGCUCUGGAGGGCCGAGCCAGGAUGCGGAGGGGGCAUCGGCUGGACGCCUCCCUGGUCAUUGCGGGCGUGCGCCUGGAGGACGAGGGCCGGUACCGCUGUGAGCUCAUCAACGGCAUCGAGGACGAGAGCGUGGCGCUGACCCUGCGCCUGGAGGGUGUGGUGUUUCCGUACCAGCCCAGCCGGGGCAGGUACCAGUUCAAUUACUACGAGGCGAAGCAGGCGUGCGAGGAGCAGGGCGGACGCCUGGCCACCUACGCGCAGCUGUACCAGGCAUGGACCGAGGGGCUGGACUGGUGCAACGCGGGCUGGCUGCUCGAGGGAUCCGUGCACUACCCUGUGCUUACCGCGCGUGCUCCGUGCGACUGUCUGGUCUUCCUGUCCUGGGGCCGGGAGGCCCAGGAGCUGGUGGCUCGGGGGCUGCGGGUCAAGGUGAGCGAGGCCUACCGGUUCCGCGUGGCGCUGCCCGCCUACCCGGCGUCACUCACCGACGUCUCCCUGGCGCUGGGUGAGCUGAGGCCCAACGACUCCGGCAUCUACCGCUGCGAGGUCCAGCACGGCAUAGACGACAGCAGCGAUGCUGUGGAGGUCAAGGUCAAAGGGGUCGUCUUUCUCUACCGGGAGGGCUCUGCCCGCUAUGCCUUCUCCUUCACUGGGGCCCAGGAGGCCUGUGCCCGCAUCGGCGCCCGCAUCGCCACCCCAGAGCAGCUCUAUGCGGCCUAUCUGGGGGGCUAUGAGCAGUGUGAUGCUGGCUGGCUGUCCGACCAGACUGUGAGGUAUCCCAUCCAGACUCCGCGAGAGGCCUGUUACGGAGACAUGGAUGGCUUCCCUGGUGUCCGAAACUAUGGCGUGGUGGACCCGAGUGACCUCUAUGAUGUCUACUGCUAUGCUGAAGACCUCAAUGGAGAGCUGUUCCUGGGCGCCCCCCCAGACAAGCUGACAUUGGAGGAGGCACGGGCAUACUGCCAGGAGCGAGGAGCAGAGAUCGCCACCACGGGCCAGCUAUAUGCAGCCUGGGAUGGUGGCUUGGACCGCUGCAGCCCAGGCUGGCUGGCCGAUGGCAGCGUGCGCUACCCCAUCAUCACACCCAGCCAGCGCUGUGGUGGGGGUCUGCCCGGUGUCAAGACUCUCUUCCUCUUCCCCAACCAGACCGGCUUCCCUAACAAGCACAGCCGCUUCAACGUCUAUUGCUUCAGAGACUCUGCCCAGCCCUCUACCAUCCCCGAGGACUCCAACCCAUCCUCUGACCCAGCUUCUGAUGGACUGGAGGCCAUUGUAACAGUGACAGAGACCCUGGAGGAACUGCAGCUGCCUCAGGAAGCUGUGGAGAGUGAGUCCCGAGGAGCCAUCUACUCCAUCCCCAUCAUAGAGGAUGGAGGAGGUGCAAGCUCCACUCCGGAAGACCCAGCAGAGGCCCCUAAAACCCUUCAAGAAUUCGAACCCCAAUCCAUUGUACCUCCCAUGGGAUCAUCAGAAGAGGAAGGCAAGGCAAUGGAGGAAGAAGAGAAAUACAAGGAUGAAAAAGAAAAAGAGGAGGAGGAGGAAGAAGAGGAGGAUGUGGAGGAUGAGGACCUGUGGGCCUGGCCCAGCGAGCUCAGCAGCCCGGACCCAGAAGUCCCUCUCCCCAGUGAGCUGGACCUCGAGGACUCACUCUCCCAGGCAUCCCAGUCACCAGCAGUCCUACACCCCGGUGCAUCACCACCUCCCAAUGGAGAGCCAGAGGCCCCCAGGCCGCCAAGGGUCCUAGGACCACCCACUGAGACUCUGCCCACUCCCAGGGAGGGGAACCUGGCUUCACCUUUCACUCCCAUUGGGGCAAGAGAGGUGGGGGAAGAGACUGGGCGUCCUGAGCUGUUGGGGGUCCCUCGAGGAGAGAGCGAGGAGACAGGGAGCUCCGAGGAUGCCCCUGCUCUGCUUCCAGCCACACGGGCCCCUGGGGGUACCAGGGAGCUGGAGGCCCCCGCCAAAGAGAAUUCUGGAAGAAUUGUCCCAGCAGGGACCUCAGUGCAGGCCCAGCCAGUUCUGCCCACUGACAGCACCAGCCAUGGUGGAGUGGCCGUGGCCCCCUCAGCAGGUAACUGUGUCCCCAGCCCUUGCCACAAUGGUGGGACAUGCUUGGAGGAGGAGGAGGGGGUCCGAUGCCUGUGUUUGCCUGGCUAUGGGGGGGACCUGUGCGACGUUGGCCUCCGUUUCUGCAGCCCGGGCUGGGACGCCUUCCAGGGCGCCUGCUACAAGCACUUCUCUACACGGAGGAGCUGGGAGGAGGCGGAGACGCACUGUCGGAUGUACGGCGCGCACCUGGCCAGCAUCAGCACGCCCGAGGAGCAGCGCUUCAUCAACGAUCGAUACCGGGAGUACCAGUGGAUUGGGCUCAAUGACAGGACGAUCGAAGGCGAUUUCCUGUGGUCAGAUGGCGUCCCCCUGCUCUAUGAGAACUGGAACCCCGGGCAGCCCGACAGCUACUUCCUGUCCGGAGAGAACUGUGUCGUCAUGGUGUGGCAUGAUCAGGGACAAUGGAGUGACGUGCCUUGCAACUACCACCUGUCCUACACCUGCAAGAUGGGGCUGGUGUCCUGUGGGUCCCCACCAGAGCUGCCCCUGGCUCAACUGUUUGGCCGCCCGAGGCUGCGCUAUGAGGUGGACACGGUGCUUCGUUACCGGUGCCUGGAGGGGCUGGCCCAGCGCAACCAGCCACUGAUUCGCUGCCAGGAGAAUGGUCGCUGGGAGGCCCCACAGAUCUCCUGUGUGCCCCACAGGCCUUCUCGAGCUCUGCACCCCAAGAAGGCCCUAGAAGGACGUCAGCGGAGGCUACUGGGGCGCUGGACCCCUCCUUCCAGUCCUGUUCCAGCUCCCUAAGAAGCAAAGCCUUGGAUACUGCUGCCCCCAGCACUGCCCUCAUGCCCCACCAUGGGAAGUGACAACAUGAGAGGGGUAGAGCUGGAGUCCAGGUGACAGUGCCUGAAGGGACUUCUGGGAAAUACCUGGGCAGCUGCAGACCAGCCUAGGCCCUUUCACCCCCACGCUGAGCAUCAGGUUUUCCCUCAGGGCCUUGAGUUGUCCCUAAGUGCCUCAACUGCCCCCUCCUCGCCAGCCAUCCUGUCCCCUCCAUUCCCCUGGGGGGCUCUGUGUCCACUCGUUCUCUAAGGGAAUGAGUUUUCAGGAUGGCAUACCUGUAAAACCAGCAGGAAAUAAAGCUGCAUUCGAGUCCAA
This is a messenger RNA of Myotis brandtii (Brandt's bat), 4099 nucleotides long. It is a transcript of the gene BCAN, whose product is annotated as brevican. The transcript has 21 exons. Gene Ontology annotation, molecular function: hyaluronic acid binding. Gene Ontology annotation, biological process: cell adhesion. The record is from RefSeq and is a predicted model, not a curated record. Bases 605 to 3745 code for a protein of 1046 amino acids. Lineage: Eukaryota; Metazoa; Chordata; Mammalia; Chiroptera; Vespertilionidae.